UUCAACCGAGUGAUGGAUAAUGCGACCGUUUGAUUCUCGACUUUUUUUCCUCUUCAGAAAAACUUCUCAAUCCAAAAUCCGAGGCGCACGGCAAACAUGGCUUCCGUUUCCCAGCCGGUUGCGGCGGCGACGGCGGCUUCGCUGUGCUUUUGCGGCGGCUUCUCUCUUUCUACUCUGUCUUCUUCUCCGGUGACGUUGUAUUUCCCGAGCGGUAACGCGGCUGGGGUUCGGCUUCGUGUUCGCGCCGUGAGGACGGAAUCGGACGGUGCGUUGGUCGGAAGUAACCGGUCCUAUGGCUCGGAUUUGCUCCGGCGGCAGCAGAUUGAGGAGGAGGAUCAGGGUUUUGGUUCGGAAGAGGAUGAGAACGGUGAAGAUGGGGAGGCUGAGGACGAGUUCGUGGAUUGGGAGGAUAAGAUCCUGGAGGUUACGGUUCCGCUUGUUGGCUUCGUCAGGAUGAUCCUUCACUCUGGAAAAUACGGAAGUGGAGAUAGGCUAAGCCCUGAGCACGAGAGAAUGGUCGUUGAGAGAUUGCUUCCUUACCACCCGGAAUACGAGAAGAAGAUAGGACCCGGAAUAGAUCAUAUCAUGGUCGGGCAUCACCCCGACUUCGAGAGAUCCCGUUGUUUGUUCAUAGCUCGGAAAGACGGUGAAAUCGUCGACUUUUCGUAUUGGAAAUGCAUAAAAGGUUUGAUCCGAAAGAACUACCCUCUAUACGCGGACAGUUUCAUCCUCAGACAUUUCCGAAAACGCCGGCUGAACAGAUGAGGAGGAGGCUUUCUACGAAACCCGAAUGCUAAAAGUGUACAAAGAACCGAAGACCAAGUCUCUCUUUCUCAAUGAAGAACACAGCUCCAUCAAAAUCUCGUCUGUGUUUAUUGCAUACGCCAUUGUUGAUAGGCUUAAGGUUCGUUUCAUUGGUCUAUCCAUCAACUUUGGACCUCUACGUAACGAAGGUCUUGGACUGGGGGCAGAAUUAUUUGAUUUUGGGUUAGAUAUAUGAAUAUGUAGUCUGAAUUCGAGUUUGAGUUUGUAAAUCGAAAUUAUUCGUAGAUUAGAUUUGGUUUUCACGAUUUUAUAUUCGGAAUGAUAUCCAUUAUUGUAUUAUUUAUGUGAUUAAAAAGUGUGAAAUUAAUUUUAA
Molecule: messenger RNA, 1138 nt
Organism: Tarenaya hassleriana
Lineage: Eukaryota; Viridiplantae; Streptophyta; Magnoliopsida; Brassicales; Cleomaceae
Product: protein DCL, chloroplastic-like
Exons: 4
Coding region: 97-765 (222 amino acids)
Biological process (GO): chloroplast organization; chloroplast rRNA processing
Cellular component (GO): chloroplast
Source: RefSeq, a predicted model, not a curated record